Molecule: messenger RNA, 894 nt
Organism: Plasmodium gonderi
Lineage: Eukaryota; Apicomplexa; Aconoidasida; Haemosporida; Plasmodiidae
Product: variable surface protein
Exons: 3
Coding region: 1-894 (297 amino acids)
Source: RefSeq, a predicted model, not a curated record
AUGACUGAUGUUUUAAGUGAGAAAAAUAAUCAUUCACACCGUGACCACUUAUAUAGCGGUUAUUCUGCAGUGUGUAAUAAUUUUUAUAUAAAUAUACAGAUUAAGGGAUGUUGGCAGCAGAAUUUUCAACAAAAAUUUUGUAUACCUCUAGGUUUUUAUUUAAAUCAUAUAGAACAAAAUAAAUCAAAUAAAGACUUUAAUGUUCAGGCAAACUGUAGAUAUUUCUAUUACAAACUAAGAGAUUUAGUGAAAAAAUGUAAAGGUAAUUGCAUUAAUAAUAAAAAUUGUUACGAUGUUUUUAGGGAUGUAUGGAAGAGACGUACACGGCUAAUAAAUGUUCCAGAUAUAUGUAAGGAAGUUGUUAAGGACAUGUGCAUUAUUGAAGAAGCUUUAUCUGAUGUAUUUUAUUAUUUGGAUGAACUAUAUCGUACUCUUAAUGAAUUGAAGAGAAAUCGUAAUUCAUGUGAACAUUAUAAAGACAAAUGCGAAGAACAUAUUGGGAGAUUAAGGAAUUGUGAUUUUAGUGGUAACUUAAGUUUAAUGAAAGUAAUUGAGAAAUUUGAAAAGGAAUAUUAUAGGGAAUGUCCUAUGCCAGUCGUACCUGUAACCAUACAAUAUCCAAAUCCGGACAUAUUAAUAAAUGGAAAAAAAAAAGCCACAAGUCCUGGAGUAAUGAUCGAUACGUUGACAGGAACAGUGGAAGAAGCAACUACAAAUGCAUUGAACAGCACUUUGACAGGCAAAGGAACAGGAGUGAUUGUUUUACCAUUUAUAAUGUUAACAAUUGUAUUCGUGCUUUAUAAGUACACUAGGUAUGGUUCACUUCUACAACUAGGUGUAAAGGCGUUAAAGUGUAUGCUUAAAAAAAAAAAAGUAAAAGACCUAAUGACUUAA